CAGCUCGAGUAAAAUCGCCGAAUCGCAUUAUCGUAAUAUUCGUAAUAAUUAUUAUACGUCUUGAUGUCGUUAUGAUAUUAUAUCGACACGAUGACACCGGCGGCAUGUGCGACCGACUCAUCCGCGUCGGCCGGUGGGGGAACUACGACGCGCGCCGAAGUGGGGGACGGCGCGGCGCAUCGCGUGUCACCUUCCGAAGUCGGUACGGCCAGUGUGUUGUACAGCUGCAGUCGUCGGCGCGCCGUCCGUAAGCGCAUAUUGUUUCUCGUCGCGUACGCCACAGCGGUCAAUCCGAUCCGCAGGGACGUCGGCCGACUCGCGGAGCUCGUCACGAAUAAAAAAAAAAUAAAUCGCCGGCCGCGGUAACGGGUUCGUAAAAAAAAAAUAAUAUAUCAUAUUAUCGUACCGAGAGAGACGAACGGUAGUUCGUCGUCCGAUUCCGCGGCGUUUCCUCCGCAGCAGAUCGUCGCCAUAACGCCACUAGUUCCGCAGGCGCGCGAAAACCGUGGUCAUGAAAGUGCAACACGCCGAGGAAGCGUUCGGCUCGUCGGCCGGACGUUACGGCGCGGGCGACUCGUCCGAAACGUCCGCGGCUUUCCGGAUGUCGUGCCGGAGUCGCGAAGACGGCAGGACGUGUAGCGAACGGUCCGUGGCGACAACCCCCGGCUGGUCCGUGACCGACACGAUCCACAGCAGCGACUCCGCCGCCGCGGUCGGCCGUGUGGACGACGACUGUCAGAACUGUACGGCCGAACAGCGGCGCGUCCGAAAACCUCGCCGCCGGUCCGGAUCGUGGCCGAGAACGCGGUCGUUGAACGCCCCCAGCCCCGUCCAACAGUUUGGACCAUGUGGCCGUAUCAUGAAAACCUCUGCAUUGAUCACAACGAUUCAAGAUCCGGCCAGUCAACGCUUGACAUGGUACAAAAAUCCUUUGUCUGUAUUGGUGAUAAAAAAAGUUAGAGACAUGUCUGUUUUACCACCAUUCAUAGAACUCGUCAGAUGGCUAAUACAAGAAAAAAGCAUGAUAGUAUUUGUGGAACAUUCUGUGAUGGAAGACCCAAUGCUCUCUAGUAACUUGGGCUUCAUGGAAGUACGAGAUAAAUUAAACUCUUUCCAAGAUGGCAAAGAUGAUCUAACAGAUAAAAUAGACUUCAUUAUUUGCUUAGGUGGAGACGGUACUCUACUCUACGCUAGUCUUUUGUUUCAGCAAUCCGUACCACCAGUUUUGGCGUUCCACUUGGGCUCCCUGGGAUUUUUAACACCUUUUAAGUUUGACAAUUUUCAGCAGCAAGUGACUAAUGUACUUGAAGGACACGCUGCAUUAACGUUACGUAGUAGACUUAGGUGUAUAAUUGAUAGGCAAAAUGAAGAUAAAGAAAAGCCUGAGACAAAUUUACUGGUACUUAAUGAAGUGGUUAUUGACCGUGGACCAUCACCAUACCUUUCAAACAUAGACUUAUUUUUAGAUGGAAAGUACAUUACAUCUGUUCAAGGAGAUGGUUUGAUUGUUUCAACACCGACUGGAAGUACAGCAUAUGCAGUUGCAGCGGGUGCAUCAAUGAUUCACCCAAGUGUUCCAGCCAUUAUGGUGACACCUAUAUGCCCUCAUUCUUUGUCUUUCAGGCCAAUAGUAGUACCAGCUGGUGUUGAAUUAAAAAUUAUGUUGAGUCCGGAUGCGAGAUCAACAGCUUGGGUUUCAUUUGACGGCCGAAAUCAACAGGAGUUGUGUGCAGAUGAUAGCUUACGAGUAACUACAUCUAUAUUUUCGUUACCAUCAAUAUGUGCUCAAGACCAAAUAUCUGAUUGGUUUGCUUCAUUGGCUGAAUGUCUACAUUGGAAUGUGCGAAAACGACAGAAGCAUUUUGAGGAAUUGUCUGAUCUGGCACAUUCCAAGUAUGAAGAUUCACUAAAUUCAACGUCAAAAGACACUUUAUUAAUUACGGACUAACAGGGUAUAAUUAUUGAAGUUCAACGUUAACCAACAGAUACCUUAUCAAGACGAUGAUCACCUGUUCUACCAUCGGUGCUUACAAAUGGAUUUCAAAUUUGUGCAAAAUAAAUUUUAUUAUUAUUAUUA
Molecule: messenger RNA, 2077 nt
Organism: Aphis gossypii (cotton aphid)
Lineage: Eukaryota; Metazoa; Arthropoda; Insecta; Hemiptera; Aphididae
Product: NAD kinase-like
Exons: 9
Coding region: 512-1948 (478 amino acids)
Biological process (GO): NADP+ biosynthetic process; NAD+ metabolic process
Molecular function (GO): NAD+ kinase activity
Source: RefSeq, a predicted model, not a curated record